CUCGACAUCUAACCUCACAUUUUUAAAAUUGCACUGAUAGUAACCGCUAAGCGGCGUUGAUCAAUUUCUUACGUUUUAUAAUUAAUAUAUACUAAGGUGGACUAUUCAAAGCUGUAUAUAAAUUACCUCCAAGAUGAAUAUAACAAGACAAACCGAAAAGAGUUUCAUGGAGAGCGUCCGCCUAGAUUCCCUAAGGAUAGAACAGGCAGGAAGGACAAUGGAAAAUUUCUUGGGCAAAGACAGCGCUGCUCCCACUUUAACAAACUUAUUGAAUGUAUCUCCACAAUCGGGCCCCGCAGCUAGCGGUUUUAUCGAACAUGAUUAUCCAGUUCUAAGUGGAAUGCAACUUUCAAUAAACAACAUGACACAGAUGAAAACAUUGAAACAAGUACCUCUUCCUCCAGAAGUUAUGGAACAUUUUGGACAUGUGCAAUGUCACUGUAUGAUGGGGUUAUUUCCUGAAAUAAACCGAGCCUGGUUAACAGUAGAUAGUGACAUAUAUGUUUGGACUUACGAAGAAAAUUCUGAUUUGGCCUAUUUUGAUGGUUUAAGUGAAACAAUAUUAUGCGUGGGAUUAGUGAAACCGAAACCUAGAGUGUUCCAUAAUUUCAUCAAAUAUUUGCUUGUAAUAUGUACAUCUGUAGAUAUAGUUGUUCUGGGUGUUACGUUUGGAGAAAGUCCUAAUGAUAAAAUGGCUGAGAUACAGCUGAUACCUGAUCCAGUUUUCACUAUUCCUACAGAUGGUGCCACUAUUUCUACAGUUGCUGGAACAUCUCAAGGCCGGAUAUUUUUAGGUAGCAAAGAAGGAAAUGUGUUUGAAUUGGAAUAUCAAGCUGAGAGUGGUUGGUUUGGGAAGAGAUGCAAAAAAGUGAACCAUUCCACAAGUGCCUUAUCGUUUUUGGUACCAGCUUUCAUAAAUGCCGCUUUAGGAGAAGACGAUGGGAUCACACAAAUAUCUGUAGAUAACUCAAGACACAUCUUAUAUGUUUUAACAGAUAAAGGUGCUAUUGAAGUUUGUGAUUUGGGUGAAAAAGGCAAUAGCUAUUCUCGAGUAACCAAAGUCUCACAGUCUAACCUAGUUCAACAAGCUGUUCAUACAGUAAAAACUCUAGAUUCUCAAAGUUUUCGUCCUAUAGUGUUCAUAAGUGCUGUGGAAUCGACAGAAUCUCCAUUCACAAACUUGGUGGCUGUAACUCAGACUGGUAUCCGUUUAUAUUUGUCCACAUCCAGUUUGAGUAAUCCACAACCUAAUCAGCGUCCGUACACCUUAUGUUUACAGCAUGUAAGACUUCCACCAGGGUAUUCAGCCAACAUUACUGUGCGACCUAGAAUGGUGCACACAGGGAACUAUAGGGACCGUAAUUGUGUUUUAGUAUCUACAGUAAAUGAGAUCGACGUAUUAUGGUGUAUUUCGGCAGACAUGUUUCCUUUCAGUCAUUCCUUGAUGGAAGCAUAUACAACAAUCAAUUUGGGAGCCUCUGCCAUAGCAGUUUCAGAAGUUAGACAAGCACUUCCCGCAACAGACCUUUAUGAUGCGAAUCAAGAGUUUGUGCCGCUUGUCGUUCGUCAACAUUACGAACCGCCAAAAAAAUAUGUUGUUCUCACCUCACAAGGGGUCCACAUACUUUUAAAACUUCGUCCAGUAGACUUGUUGAGACAGUUCCUACUUGAUGGCCGGGGAGCCGACUCAGAAGCAGUGAAAAGCUUUUUUAUGGUAGAAACCGAAGACCAAGCUUGCGCUACAAGUCUAAUUUUGGCCUCCUUAGAGAGUCAAACGAAUGCAGAGCUGGCCGAGGCAGCUACUAGGGCCUUUUUCAUCUUCGGAGGUGAGCCUAAGCUAACUGGAAGCACAACGUUCAAUCAAACCCAACUCAGAUCUACCUUAUUCCAACCGAAUGUCAUUUCAACACCUGCUCCCCACCAUUUGACCCAAAACCAAUUCCAAGGAAGCAACUUGGACCUUACUCAAACUUUGCCGUUCACUGCCCAAGCCCUCUUUCAAUUUUCGUCCAAACACAACGGACUCUAUUUGUAUUUUGGAAGAAUUUUACGACCCAUGUGGGGUAAGAAGUGUGUGCAACAGGUGUCCGUAGAUCCAAACUCAAAAGUCUUUGUUUUUUCUUCAACGGUGAAUGGUGACCAAGUCGGCAUGAUCCUAAAUAAUUUAAUGGCUCUGCAUAACUUCUUAUUGAUCAAUACUCAACUCUGCGUUUGUGGUCCCACCCAAAGCCAUAAUAUGUCGUUGAACAACACCAUGGUUCGAUCCAGUUACACUCUGCAGGAUGCACAAUUGGAAGAAAGGCAAUCGUUGGACUCCUUAAAGAUGAUGGUAUGCCAUUGUUGCCAAGUCCUUGGCCUCUGGAAGAUUCUCUGCGAACAUCAGCUUCACGAUUUGAUAGCUUCAUUGCAAGAAAACUACCAGAAAAUGUUGGAGAACACGACUUUCAAAGACUUGUGUCUGCAUGGACAAGAGAUCUGCAACCUCCUUAUAACUGCCCUAGUCAAUAGCUAUCUGGGAGACAAUGCUUCAGUUGAUUCUAUCGCUGGCCGACUUCGACAAGUUUGCCCCAGCUUCUACAAAUCAGAAGAUGCUGCAUUUUCCAAGGCUAUUGAAAUGUUGAAGGCCUCUCAAGGUACUCAAAAUUCUGACGAGAAAGAAGAAUUGAUAACUUCAGCGUUGAAUCUUUGCAAAUCGAUCACUCCAAACAUAAUUCUACGUGAAGUUUGCAUCCAAUUCACCCACCUUAAGGCGUACAAAGCAGUGAUCGAGCUGUGUUACGUUACCGGUCAGAAGGUGGAUCCCGAUCGGAUAGCUGAGCAUUUCUACAAGCAAAGAGACGAAGCCGAUGAUGAAGGUUUGAGUUACUACUGCAGAAGAGCUGAAAUUUAUCAAGAAAUUCUGCAGAUGUUGGAUACUGUCCAUCUGCAAAGCGAAGAUUCCAACAUUUCUAAUAUCAACAGAUCUCAAGUUUCACCGGAAGAUGGACUCGAUAUGACCAGGAGAAUAAUCCAAGAAAUUCUUGAUACCGACGAUGAUAUAAUGCAGAUUGUGGUAUACGGUUGGAUGAUUUCCAAACACAUGACCAACGAUCUGAUCAAAAUCAGUAAUCAAUCAUUGGAAAUGUUUCUCACGCACAAUUCACAGCAGAAUUGCGAUAUUGAGGUUAUGGAUCUACUGUGGAAGUAUUACGAAAGUAACAACAAUCACUCUGCAGCUGCUAAAAUAUUGGCCAAAUUGGCUGCUUUGGAGGGCAAUAAGCUGAAUUUGAAGCAACGUUUGGCUUACCUGGCUCGUGCCAUCAUGUGCAUGAGCAAUUCGCAAACGGGAUACGCCCCCUGUUUGGGUGUAUACCUUAGAGACCUGGAGGAUAAACUGGAUGUGGCAAAAGUCCAGGAACAGAUUCUCAACGCUUUGAAGAACAACAACUCCAGUCGCAACCCUGCCGUUGAGGAGGCUGUAGCGGCUUUAGAUUCGGGACUUUACCAAAUUUCUCAACUGUACGAGAACUUUGCCGAUCCCUUCGAAUUAUGGGAAUGCAAGUUGGCAAUCAUCGAUUGUGCAGGGUAUUCGGAUUCUCCGUUGGUGGAAUCGAUUUGGAAGAAUAUCUUGAAGAACGAGUUGAAGAGUUCGUCCCUCAUAAACAGUGCGAACGAUAGGUUGAGUCAGAUUUUAAGUAAAGUUAAAAUGUUGGCUAGGACAUAUUCGUCUUCGGUGAACUGUUUUCCUCUAGAAUAUUUAGUUCACGAGUUGGAAGUUAUAAGUGUUACGCUCAGAAGUUCGAAGUCUUUAGUUCCGCAAAGUUUGAUUUCCAUGAACAUCCCCAUGGAAAAACUUAUUCUGGUUUACAACCGUUUGAUAUCGAUAACGAGCAACGAGUCUUUCUGGAAGAUAGAAGAGCACGAGUUCCAUUUUGCCGAGUCCAUAGCAGCUUUGAUCAGUUGUUUUUUGGAGGACAGCGGCCAGUAUAACAAUGUUGCCAAAAGAAGAGUGAUUUCGUUGUGCCAAGAUGCGGUUGCUGGGAUUUUGUCCAAUCUUUACAGUAAACCAAACACAGACGAACUGGUGACGGUUUUGAGAAGCAUUCAGGCCAGACUUUCUAGGUUAUAAUUUAGUGGAAUUGUUUUUUUUUUGUGUAUGGAAUUGAUUUACAAUCUGUGAAGAACUAUUUAUAUUUUUAUUGAAAUAA
Molecule: messenger RNA, 4187 nt
Organism: Harmonia axyridis
Lineage: Eukaryota; Metazoa; Arthropoda; Insecta; Coleoptera; Coccinellidae
Gene: Nup154
Product: nuclear pore complex protein Nup155
Exons: 5
Coding region: 134-4108 (1324 amino acids)
Biological process (GO): transcription-dependent tethering of RNA polymerase II gene DNA at nuclear periphery; RNA export from nucleus; protein localization to nuclear inner membrane
Cellular component (GO): nuclear pore; nuclear pore inner ring
Molecular function (GO): structural constituent of nuclear pore
Source: RefSeq, a predicted model, not a curated record